UCAACGACGUUACGUUUUUGAAUGCAUUUUAGUCGGCAUGUUCGCUCAGAAAUGGAAGCGUGGUUGUAUUUAUUGCUCCUGGGAAUAUUUUCCGCGUCUUCCGAUUUCGUCGCAGAGCUACCAAAAUUCGAAGAACCGAUUGUUAACGUUACCGUACCAGUGGGUCGAGAAGCCAUCUUAGCAUGCCUUGUUAAUGACCUGUCUUCGUAUAAGGUAGCGUGGUUGCGAGUAGACACGCAAACUAUUCUUACCAUACAUACUCACGUGAUCACCAAGAACCACCGUAUCGGAGUAAGCCAGAGUGAUCACAGGGCUUGGUAUUUGCAUAUAAAAGAAGUACGUGAAUCGGAUCGGGGAUGGUAUAUGUGCCAAAUAAACACCGAUCCUAUGAAGAGUCAAGUUGGACUUUUAGAUGUUGUCGUUCCGCCGGACAUUUUGGAUUAUCCGACCAGCACCGAUAUGGUGGUACGAGAGGGAAGUAAUGUAUCGUUGAGAUGCGCCGCUUCGGGUUCGCCAGCGCCGAAUAUUACGUGGAAGAGAGAAAACGGCGAGAUUAUUCCUCUUGGGAAUGGCGUUGAAGUUAUGAGCGCCGAAGGUUCUGUAUUAAAUAUAACCAGAGUGAAUCGUAUGCAUAUGGGACCAUACUUAUGUAUAGCGUCGAACGGAGUUCCUCCUUCAGUUAGCAAAAGGAUUAUGCUAAUAGUAAAUUUCCCUCCAAUGAUAUGGAUCCAAAACCAGCUAAUAGGAGCUUACGAAGGACAACAGCUAACGUUGGAAUGCCAUUCAGAAGCAUACCCAAGGUCAAUUAAUUAUUGGGCAAAAGGAGAAGCUAUCGCUCAUGGUACAAAAUACGAACCUUCAAUGUCAAAUAAUGCGUACAAAGUGCAUAUGAAAUUAACCAUAAAAUCAGUCGGUCCUAAUGAUUAUGGAGCGUAUAAAUGCAUAUCGAGGAAUUCCUUAGGCGAGACGGACGGAACUAUUAAAGUUUAUCCUAUCGAGUACAAAGGUCAAAUAUCCACUAUAAAGCCACGAAUCAGAUUCAAUAACCGAAAACAUAGCGCGAGGAGAGGUUCCAAAGACUUUAAGAACAGUACGAGAUCGAAUAACACGACACUGAUUGAUUACGAUUCGAACGAAUUCGGAGACUCGGACGAAGAAUACAACGAUAUAUCAGAUUCGGCGUCUCUUCCUGUAAAAACAAUUCCUUAUUUUCUAAUUAUUUUCGCAACAUACUAUAAAUUAACAGCUGUAUGAAAAACAAAAAAAUCUUCGAAUUCAACUCAUUUUUGUACUUAAAAAUUACGAAUACUAUGCUACCUCGUGUAAAUAAAUGUAAAUAUGAUUUAUGUAGGUGAAACUUGUAUGUACAUUGUUGAUGGGAAAUUUUCUAUAAAAAUAAGUCUGACUUUUAUAUAGUAAAUUUACAUUUAUCUAGUCUUUGUUUAGAAAAUUGUUUAUAUGAAUAAGCGUCAUCGCAUUGCCUAUUUGAAUUCUCUGUUUGAAAGCAAUUGAAAAUACAUGUUUUUUUUUUUU
Messenger RNA from Planococcus citri (citrus mealybug), 1533 nucleotides. RefSeq names its product lachesin-like. Bases 22 to 1254 code for a protein of 410 amino acids. The transcript has 10 exons. Gene Ontology annotation, cellular component: neuron projection. Lineage: Eukaryota; Metazoa; Arthropoda; Insecta; Hemiptera; Pseudococcidae. The record is from RefSeq and is a predicted model, not a curated record.